Messenger RNA from Parastagonospora nodorum SN15, 1044 nucleotides. RefSeq lists its product as hypothetical. Gene Ontology annotation, molecular function: actin binding. The record is from RefSeq and is a predicted model, not a curated record. The transcript has 3 exons. Lineage: Eukaryota; Fungi; Ascomycota; Dothideomycetes; Pleosporales; Phaeosphaeriaceae. The coding region runs from base 1 to 1044 and encodes 347 amino acids.
AUGCCCGCACCACCUCCCCCUCCGCCCAUGCCGCCCAUGGGAAGAGGCGCUGGAGGGCCACCACCACCGCCGCCAAUGCCGGGGAUGAAGGCACCGGGAGGAAAGCCGCCGUCGGGAGCAGGCAGAGGAGCACUGCUGUCCGACAUUGGCAAAGGAGCAAGACUCAAGAAAGUCACACAAGUCAACGACCGGACUCGAGGCCGUCGUCGGUCCCAUACGAGUAUAGGCAUGAAGCCCAAGCCGCCGCCGCCAAUUGGCAAGAAGCCGCCCAUGCCACCACCAGCCUCGCGCAAACCCUCUGGCAUGGCACCUCCGCCGCCAUCAUCGUCACCAGCCAGAGCACCGCCUGUCCCUGGGGGUGCCCCUCCCGCUCCUCCGCCAGCACCACCGUCAUCCACACCAAGCGCACCACCUCCGCCCCCUCCAGGCGCUGUUCCGCCAGCUCCUCCGCCGCCUCCCCCUUCGUCAGCACCUCGAACACCAGCACGUUCAACGCCGCCGCCACCCCCCGGACCGCCUCCUUCGAAAGCGCCAGUAGACGACGACGAGUACGACCCAUACAAGUACGACAGUUCAAGAGUACCACCUGCGCCCGCUCCUCCGCCACCGAAAGCUGCAAACGGUCUUGGCCCAUCACUCGCAGAACAGGCAGCGCGCAACGCAUUUGGCGCAGCGCAUGGGAGAACAUCACCUGCCGCCCCACCACCUCCCCCACCAGCAUCCGCGCCUUCACCGCCCGCAGCGUCUGCACCACCGCCUCCACCGGGCACCGCACCUAACCGACCUUCAGCAAGCCCAGCGCCAUCGCGCUCAAUGCUCGACGCAAGUUCGUAUACGCUUACAAACGGCGGAUCUGUGAGAAGUCCAGCCACUUCUGGUGCUGGUGGAGCUCAAAAAGGAAAGAUUGUACCCAUCCACGACUUGAGAUGGAGGUUCCAGGACGAAGCACAAUUCCCACGACCAAGAGACUUUUCGAAUGGUCAGAAGAGAUAUCGGGCUGGGAGAGGAAGCAGUGUGCCGCUGGAUCUAAGUGCGUAUGAGUAG